Molecule: messenger RNA, 929 nt
Organism: Amyelois transitella
Lineage: Eukaryota; Metazoa; Arthropoda; Insecta; Lepidoptera; Pyralidae
Product: peptidyl-prolyl cis-trans isomerase-like 3
Exons: 4
Coding region: 126-611 (161 amino acids)
Biological process (GO): protein peptidyl-prolyl isomerization; protein folding
Cellular component (GO): catalytic step 2 spliceosome
Molecular function (GO): peptidyl-prolyl cis-trans isomerase activity
Source: RefSeq, a predicted model, not a curated record
GACGUUUCUGUAUAACCUAAAUUUUUUAAAUAAUUUCUGAGAUUGUUAUUGUUUUGUUUGAUUUAACCUAUUUAAUAAACAAAAUCAUUAAAUUUUGUGAUUGUUAUAUUAAGACUGUUUGAAUUAUGUCGGUAACAUUGCAUACAGAUGUUGGUGAUAUCAAAAUAGAAUUAUUUUGCGAGCAAUGUCCAAAAGCGUGUGAAAACUUUUUAGCUUUAUGCGCUAGUGAUUAUUACAACGGUUGCUUAUUUCACCGAAAUAUCAAGGGAUUUAUUGUGCAAACAGGAGACCCAACUGGGACUGGUAAAGGAGGCACAUCUAUCUGGGGCAAAAAAUUUGAGGACGAAUUUAAAGAGGAAUUAAAGCACAAUACAAAAGGGAUUGUCAGUAUGGCAAAUAAUGGCCCAAAUACAAAUGGAAGUCAGUUUUUUUUUACAUAUGGAGAACAGCCUCAUUUAGAUCUUAAGUACACAAUUUUCGGAAGAGUUAUAGAUGGUUUUGAAGCACUUGAUGAUUUAGAAAAAAUGCCAGUUAAUCCAAAAACUUUCAAACCUCUCACAGAGGCUAGGAUAACAUCAGUCACUAUACAUGCAAAUCCACUUGCUGGUUGACCGUGUUAUGCAAGUCUUCCAGUCUUCAAAAUGGCAGCAAAACCUCUAGGAGCCAAAUAGAUAAUCCAUUACCUUAAACUGAUGUUCCUACUCUUGAUUUCACAAAACAAUGGAGCACAUUCUUUUGAGAAUCAGAAGCAAACAUGUCAUUGGAAUUUAAAUGAGAAUUGCAUUAUAUUUUUGUAUUUCAAAUCCUAUUUGUAUAACUGUAUAAAUUUUACUAGAUUAUGUAUUACUUUAGCUUGUGCGUUUCUAUGUUUAAGAAUGAACUUUUAGACUACAUCAUGUAACAAAGUAACAAUAAAUACAAGAUGAUGU